AAAUAAGGCAACGUGAAAGACUGCGCCAGAAUGCGAUCACUGCGAGACCGCAAGCACGUGUGAAAAUACAUCUAUCUCACAGUGUGUCUGCAUCGUGUAUCAAACCACCGAUUUUAAUCGUGAACUUUUUGUGAAUUAAUAACGUACUAACGAAAUAGGUCAGUUCUCAGCCCUUGCUUGUAUAUAAAUCAAGUUACAAUAAAAAACAACUCCAUGACAGUCUGUAACAGUUCGUUUUUUCCUAUAACAACAUGGCUCAAAAUUCAUCUGACAGUGUAGAUCAGAAUCAGUUUGAAAAGAAAUUUGAAGAUUUUAAAAAGAUUGCAUUGGAUGUCAUUACAAAUGGAUGUACAGCAUCUGAUGAAUUACCAUGUGAUAGAGAUUUUCACUACUACAAGUGUUACCCAACAUUUAAUGAAAUAAGGGAAAAGCACACUAAAAGAAUCUCCAAUAUUAUGCAAUGCAUCGUUAAACAAGCAGGAGUAGAUACAAAUAUUAUAUCAAACAACAUUAAUGAAAAAUAUAAUAUACUUUUAGAGUCAAAUGAUAUUUUGCUUAAUAGAGCGGAAGCUUAUAUGGAUAUAGAACAAAGCACUAGUCAAAAUACACCCACUAACUUUCUUGUUGUUGAGAGGCAAAUAUCAUACAAUGAGAAUAAUUUUUUAUCAAAAAAUGAUGAAAUUUCUUCAAAAACUCAUCCUGCAACGCAAACUUUAAGAUUAUUUACUUGUGAAAAUGUUCCAAAACCACAAUUCCAAUUUAAGGAUAAAAUUGAAAAUAGUUAUAGACCAUGGAAACCUAGGAUUAAAAAUAAACCAAAUUCAAUUACUCCCUUAGCUAUUCAUAAAGUACAGGGGGAAGAUGGAUUUGAAUAUUAUAGUCAUCCUUAUGAGUUUGAGUUAAAUCAAUUCAAACCACAUGAAAUACACUUGCAGAGGAGGCAACCAAUUAAAUGUAAAUCUAUUGAAGAAACUCCGCUAAUUAUUAUUAAUGAUACAGCAAGUCUUAGGGCCAUGGUAGAUAAUUUAAAAAUUUACAAUGAGAUUGCAAUUGAUUUUAAAGAGCACACUUAUAGAACUUUCCAAGGUAUCAUUUGCUUAAUGCAAAUAUCAACUUUUGAUACUGAUUAUGUAAUUGAUGCAUUAACUCUCAGAUCCGAAUUACACAUGUUAAAUGUUAUCUUUACCAAUACAAGCAUUCUUAAAGUAUUUCAUGGAUCUCAUUCAGAUAUUUGUUCAUUACAAAGAGAUUUAUCUCUUUAUGUUGUUAAUAUGUUUGAUACUCACUUAGCUGCAAAAGAUUUGCAACUUCCACUAUUUAACUUACCUUAUUUACUUGAUAUUUUUUGCAAUAUUAAUCCUGAUAGAUAUUUUCAAAUAGUUGAUUGGCGGGUAAGGCCCUUACCUGAGGAACUGACAAAAUAUGCCCAAAAAGACAUACAUUAUUUGCUGUACCUAAAAGAUAUCUUAAGAAAUGCUUUAAUUGAUAAAGAUAACGGCCUAGAUAGUAUAUUGAAAAAUGUAUUUACCAAUAGCACUAUUAGUUGUAAAAAAGUAUAUAAAAAAGAAGUUUAUACUGACAACAGUUACAUAAGAAUGUACAAAAAAAGUAGAAAAAAUUUUAAUAGCAAACAACUCAAUGUAUUAAAAGAAUUGCACAAAUGGAGAGAUGAAACUGCAAGAGAAGAAGAUGAAAGUUACCAUAUGGUUUUACCAGAUCAUAUGUUAAUAAAAAUUGCAGAGACUCUGCCAGAGAAUGAGCAUGGAAUCUUUGCAUGCUGUGAUAAAAUACCACCCCUUAUCAGACAAAAUGUAAUGAUAAUUCAUAAAUUAAUUUCAAAUGCAAGAGAUCAACCUUUUGAAACAACAGAUAAAUUAUUGAUGCAAAACAAUCAAUUAAAUGAUUCGAACUCAUGGAAUACAUCCUCCCCUGAUUUGAUAAGUGGAAUGACAAUUCAACAAAAUUUACCGUGUAUGCUAUCCAGUACUGCAUUUAACAAUUCAAAAACAGAGACGGAAAAAAAUUUACCAUUUUUCGUGAGUCCUGGUAAAAAAUAUAAACUGAUUCCGUCUACAGCAACAGAGGAAAGUGUACUAAUAGUCAAUCCAUUCUUUAAAAAAAAUGAGGAUAUUUCUACAGCCGAAACACAAGAAGAAACUCUACCUCCCAAUCAUUCUGCACUUAAUACAUCUAUCGAUGCACUUUUAAGUUCAACUGCAAGUUCUCAAUUAGAAAAACGGAAAGAAGAAGAAACUAGAAAUGAAGAAGUGACGGAAGGCAAAAUAAUUUAUAAGAAAAAAUCUGCAAGGUAUUUCAAUUACACAUUGGAUGAAAUUAAUGAAAUGCAUGAUAAACAUGAUUUUAAAGAUGAUAAAAAUAAGUCAAAUAAUCCUGGAGUCGAAUUUAAAAAACAAAUAAACUGGCUUGACAUAUGUAACAUGUCUGAAAAGCCAAUUACUAAAACUGAAUUAAGAAAAAAAAUGAUUGAAGGAAGUAAAGAGCAACGAUCGGUUAAAACACAAAAGAUGAAUGGAAACGAAACUUCGUCUCCCAGCUAUAUACCUAUUAGUAACAAAAAAGGCAAAAGUAUUCCAAAAGGAAAGAAAUUUCAAGAAAUGUUAUCUAUAAUUCGAAAUUCAGACGAACAAUCUGCCAAUUCAUCUCAAAAUUCAAAAAAUAAGAAAAAAAAAAAGAAAUUUUGGCGCAAAGGUAAAAUUCGAAUGAAUGUGAUGGAGUUUGAAACAUUAGGACAAAUGCAUGGUCGCAAACGUAGACGUCAAGUCAGUUUUGAUUGACGACUUAAGAUUGGAAGAAGAGACUGGCUUGGUUUUAGAAUUAUAUUCAAAAGCAUGAAAAAUUAAUAUUGGUAUUUUUUUAAUUGAUUUAAAUUAAAGGUGCCUUUAUAAUUUAGUAAAAAAUACCUUUCAUGUUAUAGAUAGAAAAAAUUUUAAAAUUGUUAAGUUCAUCAAUAGCGCUGAAGUAUACCAUGAUUAUUGUUAUUGUAAAAUAAAAAGGGAAAUUCGAAAAGUUUUCAUGAUUUGUUUUCCAAUUUUUUAAAUAAAAUGACAUGUGCUCGAAAAUGUAUAUGUUAUACUACACUUUUUUAUAUUUUCUCAAUUACCAUAGAGAAUUGUAUAGGGAUCAAAGAAUGUGUUAAAUCUGACUAGAAUAAAGAAUUAAAUAUUUGCUUUGAUUCUAAAAAGUAACAGAGAUGAGAUUUAGUAAAAAUAAAGGAGCGAUAAUAAUUUUUAUCAAAAUUAUGAAUAUUUUUUCUUGAUGUUCCAAUGACAUUAAGAUGAAAGUAAAUGUUUCUGCGUCCCAAACAAAAUUCGGCUCGACAAAUAAUUAUAAAUGAUCUGAGACUUUCCAGUUUUUUGCUCUCUAGGCAAGUAAUCGACUAUUUAACUCUAAUUACGGAAUAUAAUGUGAAUGAAUUUAUAAACAAAACUGACAACGAUGCAAUAGUGCGAUCGGACAUUCAACAAAAGAAAUCAUAAAUAUGUGGUUUGACGAUCCAUACUAAAAUUUUAUGUUUGAAUAAAUUAAAAAAAAACGUAGUAAAUAUUAUAAAAAAUAAAGCAAUUAAUUUGAUUAAAUUAUUACUCAUGAAUUCUUUUUGCGUGAGCGCUUUACUUAUCACCGAGACCAAAAUCAAAUUCCAUUGAAAAAAAGUUUUAUACUCCAAUAAAAUUUUCUCGCGAUACUAGUGCCUUUUCACGAUUGGAUUGCAUCUAUAAUUUAUGGAAGGUUGCAGGAUUUCCCAAAAUAACUGUUUUAAAUAUCAUAUCUCAUUCAACGAUUCAUAUAUUUCAUUUAUUAUUAAUUUCGUUUUAAUUUCAACGAAUAUAGCAGAUACAGACUAGGGUUUAUCGAUUUUUCUCGUCUCUUUAAAUGUCAACUUUUGGAUUUUAUAAUUUUCACGUUAUAUACACUGAAUAGUGAUACUUAUAAUACACAUACGAGUACUCGUUUUAAUAGUCUAAAUUUUGCCAUAAGGAUGUAGUGUAAUACAUAAUUAAAUACGCACUUGUAAUAUCUAUUAUAAAUAAAAUUAAAGCAACGGAAACACAAUAUUAAUUACAUUUUCUCUCGACUUUAACCAAUCGUAUUUUACUUUUCUGAAAAUUCAUGAAUUAUUUUGUUAAGUUUUCGUGUGUUUCCAUCGGCUUUGUACAUAAAGUUUCAUUUCUUAUACACAUCUAUCAUUUGAAGCGUGGUGAAAUAUCUUUCAAGAUACUCCCAUACGCUUGAAAAGAUAAAUUUUUUGCUCUCUUAGUUACCACAAUUUUGCACCUUCAUUAUUUUUGGACGGUUUGCGUUGUGACGAUGUCAGCCUGACAUAUAUGUGUGUAUAACGACGUAGCAAUUCCAAUUGACAAAAGCACGCCUCGACUUUCAGUAUAUUGACAUUAAAUAUCCAUGUAUCAUUUUUGUCUUAAAAGUUGUAUUGGGUAAAGUAUCGAAAAUAUAAUUAAGUUCUACAGUGCGAAAAAAAGUUACAAGUCUUUGGAAACAGAGCGCGCCGAAGAGGCAUCGAACGUGAAAAUCUCAGCUGUUUCGCUCAACUUCAUGCGCCGUACAGAAUAUUAUAUUUGUUCUGAUAUUUUAUGUUUAAAUAUAUUAUAUAUAUGUAUAUGUAUAAUCGGUUGGUACAUUUUACAAAAUCAAUUAAAACUACUUUUACAAUAAUAGCUCUAUGAUAAUGUUAAUCAUUAUUUAUAAAAAAAAAGUAGUAAGUAGCACACUGUCAUCAUCUGGACUAGCGACCUUGUAAUUCUUCGUAACUAUUAUGUAUAUCGCAGUGAUCGUGUACAGCGUCGAAAUGUGAAUAGCAUGCUUCAUGAGCUAUUUGCCGAAUUACAUAAUUUUCAUUUUUAAAUUUAUUAAUUUGAUCGAUGCUUUUGGAAUCGCGCGUAAAAUUUCUCGUGCUUUUCCUGAACUUAUACAGAUCAUCAAAUAAAAAAAAAAUAUAUAAUAGGAAUCCAUUAUUGAGUCGAAUCUAAAGCAUAUUCAUUUAUUUUUAUUUCAGUUUGAAAAAUGAUGUAAACAAACAGUAAUUUUCAUGCACUUCACCUCGUCAUUGAUUUGCUCGUUUGUAUAAAAAUCAUGAUGAUUUACAAAAAUCGAGAUGUGGGCCAGCCACAAAAAGCGUGCGCCGGUAGCCAUUAGAAGAUGAUGCAUUGCAUAAAAUUCAUGAAAAGCUUCGAGUAAAAGGUAUAAUUUCUGAUUUUUAAAUUACUUCUAAUCUAUUUCUAAUUAUAUACAUUCACGACCGCCUUUACGUGAAACCGACGUAAUGGUAGUUUAAUUAAUUUAAGAUCAAAUGAUACUUUUUUCAAACUAAAACACCAUUAUAACAAAUUUCAAAUUACACUUUCAAAAUUUUCGUAUUUAAGAGUUGAAUGUGAAUUUGUUUACAGUUUUUCACACUUGCUGAAACGCAAAAUUAGUACAUUUUUUAAAACAAUUUUUUGCUAAAAUAAUACUGUACCAGGCCAGGUAAAAAUGUACUUUCAGAAAAAAAAUCAACUUCCAGAGUAUCGGUAUUGGUCACAGUCAUUAAAAUGAUAAAAAUAUGAUUACAUUAUUCCGUGAAUCGACGGUUAAUAAAUUAAGUGUCAUAGUAAACAAUAGGAUCAUAUUUAAAAUCAAAAGUAUACUUUUCCGAUACUCUAAAAGAUGAAAUCAAAAAUCAUUUUUAUCUACCAAAAGGGUAGAAUUCAUUCAGACG
This is a messenger RNA of Trichogramma pretiosum, 5731 nucleotides long. RefSeq names its product exosome component 10-like. NCBI's taxonomy places the organism in Eukaryota, Metazoa, Arthropoda, Insecta, Hymenoptera, Trichogrammatidae. The record is from RefSeq and is a predicted model, not a curated record. The transcript is spliced from 4 exons. Gene Ontology annotation, cellular component: nuclear exosome (RNase complex); nucleolus. Gene Ontology annotation, biological process: nuclear polyadenylation-dependent snoRNA catabolic process; nuclear polyadenylation-dependent antisense transcript catabolic process; nuclear polyadenylation-dependent snRNA catabolic process. The coding region runs from base 252 to 2795 and encodes 847 amino acids. Gene Ontology annotation, molecular function: nucleic acid binding; nucleotide binding; 3'-5'-RNA exonuclease activity.